Messenger RNA from Symbiodinium natans, 2346 nucleotides. Lineage: Eukaryota; Dinophyceae; Suessiales; Symbiodiniaceae. The record is from the annotation of a GenBank genome assembly.
AUGACAGAGCCACGACUCCUGCCCAUCGCUCCAUGGCUCCCGGAGAGGUCACGUCCGGGGCGAUGCACCCUGGGCCUGCGCCAUGCAGCUGGAGUUCUCGUGGCUGUCCUUCUGUUGAUUUACAUGCUGGUCCUGGGCUUGAUGCUCUUGCUGCUGUACAUCCCCAGGCUCAUCCUGCGCCUCUUGCUGCAACCAGCUGCCAGCUACUUCGGCUACAUUGUCGAGCAUGCCUACACACUCAGGAUCUGCAAGUUGCACGUGAAGCUCUCCCGUGCGAUUCAGAAGAAAUGGAUGAGGCGGCCUUACCACAGCCGCUUCAGCGACAUCCGCACUCGGCUGUUUCCAUCAGACGGCGGAGUAUGCUACGUGCACGCAGUUCCUUGCCUCACCGACAACUUUUGCUACGUUCUGGUGUAUGAGGGCAUGGGUGAAGAUAGCGCUUACAAUGCCAACAGGCAAGGUUUGCCUACAACAGUGGUCGAUCCUUGCGAUGCAGCUGCUGUGGAGGAGGCCCUCGAGCACAUAGCAGAGCGAUUUUAUGCGACGUACGGUGGCCUUCGGUUGGAAGCAGUCUUGUGCACCCACAAGCAUUGGGAUCAUGCCGGUGGCAACGAGGAGCUUGCAGCCCGGGCUUCAAAGGCAAAUCACUCCGCUCCAGAUUCUGCCACGGAGUCGGAGUCGCAAGAUGUGACAGCUGUGCAGCUGUUGCACUUCGCCGAGCGGCUCAAAGUGUUUGGAGGACUGGAGGACGAUGUUCCUGGCUGUACGCAUCCUGUGCAGCAUUUGGACCAGAUCGAGGUUGGUAACCUCAGCUUCCAGGCCCUCGGGGCUCCUGGCCACACGCAGGGGAGCGUCAUGUUUCGGCUGCCCUGCAAGGCCGAAUCCUCGGCCGUGGACAGCGACCGCCUGGACGCACUUUUCACUGGGGACACGCUCUUCUCCGGUGGUUGUGGCGCCAACUUCGAGGGCAGCGACCUAGACAUGGAGCACUGCUUCGGCACGAUACUGGAGACUUGUGACCCGAGCUACGCAACAUGGCUCUUCCCCGGUCACGAAUACACCUGCAUGCUGAUGGAAAACGUUCUGUUGGAGGCGUGCGCCAAAGCGGCUUGGCAUCCACCGGGGCAUUUCCUCGCGGUCUGCAGCGCCUUUUACACUGCAGCACACCGCCGCGCGCUGCGGGAUCGCCUCCCCACGGUUCCGGUUCUCUUGGACGGAGAGCGGAUGAUCAAUCCGCGCUUCAACACGUUGCGGGAGCAUGCCCGCGUGCUCUUGACAGCCACGCAGCGAGUAGGGUUGCAGGGAGCAGGAGCAGAUGAUCCUCCGCUGAGGGUGGGCAGCAAGGUGCCAACGAUUCACGAGAGCCAGGGUCCAGCAUCUGGCAACGAGGUCGCAGCCGGGCAGAAUAAGCCAGGCCGUGGCCUCCUGGUGAAUGCUGGGGCCCCGCCGUCGCAGCAGCUGGCCGUGCUGUAUCGGGCCGACCUGGAUGCCCUGAGGCAGGAGCUUCUCGGCGGGCUUGCAGGUGCGGAGGCCGCCGAGCGGCUAAGGCAGCUCGAAAGGCGGCCCUUCGAAGCGGCGCUCGUCAGUGGCGAGGGCGACUGCUUUAGUGACUCGGGCCUGAGACCGGCCGAGGAGGAGGCCAUCAAGCAGGAAGCCGCGCAUGGGCAGCUGCGGGAGCCAGAGAUGGGUGAGGACUACGGCGAGGCCCAGUGGAACGAGACGUCCGUCAAGGAAGCGCUGAAAGUCUUGGCAGUGCCAGCACAUCUUGCCGUGGGGCCAAAGGUGCCCUGCAAAGAAGAGGACCUGCCAAUCAGCUUCCGCCGAUUGAAGGCCAUUUGUGAUCACAUGAGGAUCCCGUCCAGGAGUUCGGAGGCGUUGCUUGCGGUGCUCCAGCAGCCUGGAGAGAACCCGAGCAGUGAGGAGGAGGAGCCUGCACAUUGCUGCGUGGCAGUGUUUUGCUGCUGCCAGUCGGCACGGAGCAUCGUUGCCCGAAAUGUGGGUGAUGAAAGCCCUGGUGCUGACAGGCUCAUCCCACUUCGUGUGGCAAUAAGUAGAUUAACUCCCCCCGACGUGAAGCACACGGAGGAGGAGAGUUUCUUCCGGCGCCUCUGCCGGUGUCUUCCUUGUUCCGGGUCUGGCAGCGGCGGACAUGACUCUGCGGACUCCGCGCAGGAGUCUGGUGGUGAGGGGUCGGAGCCGACCACCGAGCCUGAGCCACCUGACCCUCCCAUCCCUCAAGCGGUGAUCCGACGGCGCCGCUUCCGCGCCGUCGAGCGCUGCUUCAACAAACACCAGCCCGAAGGCUGCCCGCUUUGCACAUCGUCUUUCCGUGCCAGCGAAAUCUGA